GGAUUAAGCACUGGUUUGGGUUUCUUAUUUGGGUGUACGAUCUAAUUCAAUGUAGUAAUCCUUUUAUAAAAAGUUAUGUUAAAUGAGAAUGUUUAAAGAAAUGUUAUUAUGUGCUAAUAUCAAUGAAUUAUAAUAAUACUUCCAGUCGUGCUGCAUUGUUCGCGGACAUUAACAGACCUGAGGGGAGUGCGGUGUCCCUCAAGCGCCUCCGUAGUUUUAAACUUUACUAACCUACAGGGCUUUUCGGUGACCAUCGGCCGCUGCAGGACUCACAUCCCUCCAGGAGCCUGCGAUGUUGUGGAAGGUGUACAGUUCUGGGGAGAACAUUAUUGACAUGGCCUUCCUGAAGUCUUCAGCAGCUUGAUGACUCAGGCCAAUUCUGGUGCUGGGAAGAUGGCCACCCAGUGGAGCCGUGUGAACAGUGCUGAGAAAAAGGUUCCCCACACACGCAUGGAGGACGAGGCCGAAAUUCAGCAAAUCUACUCCUUUGGGAGAAAAUUAGGUCAAGGUAACUUCGGGGUCGUCUGCGAAGCCACCCACAUCAAGACGCAGAAAAAGUGGGCCAUUAAAAAGGUGAACAAAGAGAAGGCUGGGAGAUCUGCUGUGAAGCUACUGGAAAGGGAGGUGAAGAUCUUGAAGAGGGUGAACCAUGCACACAUUAUCCAGCUGGAGGAGGUCUUUGAGACACCACAGAGAAUGUACCUGGUCAUAGAGUUGUGUGAGGGAGGAGAACUGAAGAGGCUCCUACAGAACAACAAGCGCUUCAGUGAGGAGGAGACCAGGCUCAUCAUCAGAAACUUAGCUGAGGCAACCGUCUACCUUCACAAACAGGACAUUGUUCACAGGGACCUCAAAUUGGAAAACAUUCUUGUGAAGAAUUAUCGCCAGGGUGAAAAUGAAGGCAUGGUGAAUAUCAAGGUUACAGAUUUCGGUCUUUCCGUGCAGAAAGGUGGUGUUGGCAGUGAGAAUAUGCUGCAAGCAACAUGUGGGACACCCAUCUACAUGGCACCUGAAGUUAUCGAUGGCCAUGAGUACAGCCAGCAGUGUGACGUGUGGAGUAUCGGAGUUAUAAUGUACAUGCUGCUGUGUGGGGAACCUCCCUUCAUGUCCAGCUCAGAAGAUCACCUCUUUGAGAUGAUCAAGAAGGGAGAACUCAACUUCUCUGGGCCUACGUGGAGCAGCGUCAGUGAUGCAGCCAAGCGGGUCCUGCGCUGUUUGCUGAAAGUGGACCCUGCUCACCGCAUCACAGCCAGUGAACUGCUGGACAUUCCCUGGCUCAGAGGAGACACCUCCACCAACACUUCCCCCACUAACGUGCUGGAGAUGAUGCGCCAGUUCCAGGACACCCCAGAAGAGGGCGAUAGUGAAGAGGUGAGCGUGGACUUGGGCAGCCUCUCCCUCAGCCACUUCCUGGCCAAGCCCAUGGCCUCCCUGGAGCCUCCUUCUGCUCCUCCUUCUGCACCUCCUCCAGCUCUGGUGCACAGCAGUGACAGCGACCGGGACGGCACCAACAGCAAGGCCUUCAAACAGUGUCAGAAAAAGAAAACCUCUCCUUCUUCCUCCAACGGUGUGAAGAAGAACGGCACUGCUCUGAAGACCGUGGGAGCUGUCGGUGUCGCCGGUGCUCAGGUAACAAACCUCCUGCUCAGCCGAGCGCAAAGCACCACGCCCCACCGGACACGACGGAAGGCAGCGGCAGGGCCUCCUCUCCCCAGCUCGCCCCCCCGACCGCUGCGGUCCGCCCAGCCAAGAGCCAGAGUCCGUCAGCAUGUAACAUCGGCCCAUCAGACUGCCAGGGCCCUAAACCGGGCCCCGGCUCCAGAGCCAAAAAGAGCAGUUAGGCCCCACCCCCAGCCUCGCCCCCAGUCCCAGCAAGUGGAGCCACCGCGCCGAGUGCCAAAAGAGCGGUGUGCCGUGUCCGGGGUUCGCAGGGUGGUGGCAGGCCUGCAGGAUGCCUGACGGUGGCUGUGAGAGAAUGAAUUCUACAUAUCUCUCAUCUGUCAGGGAUGAAGUACUUUAUUAACACUGGGGAAGGAGAUCAGAAACAGGCCAAAGGAACACAAAGGAACACCUUCCUGCUGUGUCACGUUGUUGGGCUGGAGAGACGAUCGUUACAGCCCCACUACCCCGUCCAGGCUGGCUACGAUGCCUGAGCCUUCUUGAGGCACAGUGAAUAUUUAUUCAAAGAUGAAAAGAAAUGAGUAUAUUUCUUGCUUUAAGGGUUAAUAAAGAAUGUAUCAGAGGUUUACAGGGUUUGUUGUAGUUUUUUGACUUUAGAACCAAAGCCACAUGGCCUUAGAUGGAAAAUGAUGAUUUGUCCCCUUUAAAGUGUAAAUGGUGUUGACUCCUCAUAUCCAGACCGAGACCACAGAAUGUGCAUGCUAAUGAACUAAAUGCUGUUUCCCCCCACUUUGCCAAGUCACGAAAGGGAUUCCACUGUAAACAGUUAAUUAAUUUACAUAUUCAAUAAAUCGUAUAAUUCAUGUUCCUUUAA
Messenger RNA from Electrophorus electricus (electric eel), 2494 nucleotides. RefSeq names its product serine/threonine kinase 33 (gene stk33). Gene Ontology annotation, biological process: protein phosphorylation. Gene Ontology annotation, molecular function: ATP binding; protein kinase activity. The record is from RefSeq and is a predicted model, not a curated record. Lineage: Eukaryota; Metazoa; Chordata; Actinopteri; Gymnotiformes; Gymnotidae.